Lates calcarifer (barramundi perch) is the source of this 6809-nucleotide messenger RNA. It is a transcript of the gene ulk1b, whose product is annotated as unc-51 like autophagy activating kinase 1. The transcript is spliced from 27 exons. Gene Ontology annotation, biological process: axon extension; autophagy; peptidyl-serine phosphorylation. The record is from RefSeq and is a predicted model, not a curated record. Gene Ontology annotation, cellular component: cytoplasm; autophagosome. Gene Ontology annotation, molecular function: ATP binding; protein serine/threonine kinase activity. Bases 578 to 3658 code for a protein of 1026 amino acids. Lineage: Eukaryota; Metazoa; Chordata; Actinopteri; Centropomidae.
UGUUGCAGAGGCUAGACGCCGUCUGCCUUGUCGGGACCAUCGGUGCCGAGACUUUCGGCGACUCAGCUGCAAAUUUCAAGCGAUUACGAGGAAUGUUCACAUUUUUUGUGGGUUAUCAGCCAUUGUUAACUUCUUUUGAGCUCACAUUCAGCGCUUGUAUCGCCGUGCGGACGCUCCAGACGACAGAAGUGAGGACCUCUUGUAUAUAAACAAAACGCAGCGAGCUGCUUUUAAGGUGGCACGUCAAAGACAGCUGCACCAACAAGGCUCGUCCGAUUCUCGUCUUUUUGUAAGUUAGCUAAGUUCGCGUUGACCGCGCUGUCAGGGAUGGAAACGACCAUACAGCUUUGUUAGGAGUUAAACUCCAAAACUUAUGCGUGCGAACAUGAGAGAAGAGGACGGUUUGUUGUCAGGAAGGCAGCUCAUGGCAAGUGAAAGAGGGGGUGAACAUCCCUGCUGCUGCCCCUGCUGCUACUUCACAGAGGAGAAAGGAGCACUUGCUAACACGAAGGGUGACCUGAGGCCUCCUGGUCAUUUGUCCAGGUCUUAGUAGUAUAAAAUCAAACUUUGGCACAAUAUGGAGACGGUGGGGAAAUUUGAGUUCAGUCGGAAGGACCUGAUAGGACAUGGCGCAUUUGCUGUUGUCUUUAAAGGCAGGCACCGAGAGAAACAUGACUGGGAGGUGGCAGUAAAAUGCAUAAACAAGAAGAACCUGGCCAAAUCCCAGACACUGUUGGGGAAAGAGAUCAAAAUACUCAAGGAGCUGAAACAUGAAAAUAUUGUUGCAUUACUGGACUUUCAGGAAACUGCCAGCUCAGUGUACCUGGUAAUGGAGUACUGCAAUGGGGGUGACCUUGCUGACUACUUACACUCCAAAGGCACGCUGAGUGAGGAUACUAUUCGGGUUUUCCUGCAGCAGAUUGCAGGGGCCAUGAGGGUUCUACAGGCCAAAGGCAUAAUCCACAGGGAUCUUAAACCCCAGAACAUUCUGCUCUCCUACCCACCAGGACGCAAGUCACACUCAAACAACACUUGCAUCAAGAUUGCGGACUUUGGCUUUGCCAGGUAUCUUCAGAACAACAUGAUGGCGGCAACGCUCUGUGGCUCCCCUAUGUACAUGGCUCCUGAGGUCAUUAUGUCCCAAAACUAUGAUGCCAAGGCUGACUUGUGGAGUAUAGGAACCAUAGUGUUUCAGUGCCUGACUGGAAAGGCUCCUUUUCAGGCUAGCAGUCCCCAGGACCUCCGGCUGUUCUAUGAAAAAAACAAGAAUCUCAGCCCCAACAUCCCCAGAGAGACUUCAAGCCAUCUGAGGCACCUGCUGCUGGGUCUGCUGCAGCGCAACCACAAGGACCGCAUGGACUUUGAUGAGUUUUUUUGUCAUCCUUUCCUGGAGGCUAGCUCAUCCGUGAAAAAGAUAACUCCUACUGUGACCAUGACCUGCUUUCCAAGCUCUGCAUCAGCCAGCUCUUGUAGCAGCUCUUCCACCUCUCAUCUCGCCUCACCACCGCAAUCUCUUGCUGAGGUUCAGCAUUUGCGUGCCAAAGCUCUGGCCUCUCCUACCCAAGAGGCCACCGGUUUUCUCCUCAAGGACUCGUCUGGAGGGGGCGGCAGCAGCAAGAACUCCUCCUCCUGUGACACAGAUGACUUUGUCAUGGUGCCUGCUCACUUCAACACAGGUGAGCUUACAUGUGAGAGUAAAGUGCUGCAGGACAGCCUGAUGAAUAGUGGCUCUCUUCUGGCUUCUGCUGGUCUGUGUAGCCAAGCCAAAACACCUCCGCACUCACCUUCCUACAGUGGCUCUCCAAGUCCUGUCAGGCCCACUGAGUUCUCUGGAAGUAACUAUGGUGGUAACUAUGGAAACCAUGGUCAGUCAUUGCCUAUCCCAGUCCCCACUCAGGUCCAGAACUACCAGCGCAUGGAGCAGAACCUCCAUUCUACCAAACAGGAUGGCUCGCCACGGCUUUCGACACCGGUGCGUCGUUGCAGCAGUGGAAGCUCAUUGGGCUUCGCUCGGACCGGGCCAUCGCCACCCUACGGGCAGGCAGCAGUUACCAACACCCGCAGGCUGUCCCUGGGAGGUGGCAGAACUUUCCAGCUCUCACCUCAAGCUCCACAGCACGUAGAACCCCGGCCGACCGCUCAGCAACACCAACAGACGACAGGAUUGGGUACACGGCUCCACAGUGCCCCCUGUCUGUUGGAGUGUGUCAGUGGUGGCGGCAGGCAGAAAAUCAGGAAGCAGCACUCAGACCCAGUGGUUGCCCCCUCGUCAGGCCUGAUGACUGUCCGCCCCCUACACUCUUCCCCCAGACUGAGUGAGCUGAUGCAGCGCAGCCCCCUUCCCACAAUCCUAGGCUCCCCCUCCAGGACCAUCCCUCCUUUUGAAUUCCCUAAGCCUCCCAGCUCCCCGAACCUUGUGACCUUUCUUACACAGCAGGGUUUGGUCAUUGGCUCUCCUUGCAGCAGGACUGCCCAAACAGAGCCCAGAGAGCCAGGACAGCAAGCAGCUACACAGGUCACCCAACCUGUGCAGUGCAUCCACAGACUGAAUGAUGAUACUAAGGGCUUUGGAAGGUCUCAGAGUGCCGGUCGUCUGUCUGACAUGCUGCUGAUGGCUGCUUUUGGACCAGGAGGACCUGUGGGUGAACGAGGCAGCACAGAGAACCUGACCUCUGAAAAAGCCAUAGAAAUAACAGUGCCCCCUAGUGGUGGGGUAGGGCUUACACCUGGAUCCAGCCCAGCACAGGUGGUUUUCACUGUGGGCUCUCCUCCCAGUGGCAGCACUCCACCUCAGACCUCCAGACAGAGGAAAUACUCAGGCUCAUUCACUUCAGUCAGCCCCGCGGGCUCCUUCACCAGCCGGUACCCCCAGACAGGCACCUAUCUGGACGGCUUUGAGGCUCCUUCUAGUCCUCGUUACAGUUUCACUGAUCCUAUCACAGCCAACAUGGGAGGUCAUGUAACCUUCGAGGCUCCUGAGCUGCCUGAGGAGACGCUGAUGGAGCAGGAGCAUACAGACACAGUGCAAAGCCUGCGUUUCACGUUGGAUUUUGCCCGUUGUCUGAUGGAGGUGGCUGGAGCCCGUGGCGCUGCGGCGGCAAGGGAGCAGGGGGAAGUUUCUCAUCCCUCCCUCCUUCAGCAGCAGAGCGUGGUAGCAGAUCAGAUAAGCUCACUGAGCCGAGAGUGGAGUCAUGCAGAACAGCUGGUCCUCUACCUUAAGACUGCAGAGCUCUUGUCCACUGCCUUAAACACAGCUAUGGAGCGAGUUAAACAGGGCAAACUCUACCCAUCUGCUACAGUCAAACAAGUGGUAAGGAGGCUGAAUGAGCUGUACAAAUCCAGUGUGGCAUCCUGUCGCUCACUCAGCACACGUCUGGAGUGCUUUUUUUCCAGGAAGCACCGUUUAAUGGACCAAAUCACCUCCAUCACAGCAGAGCGGCUACUCUUUAGCCACACUGUUCAGAUGGUUCAGGCUGCUGCACUGGAUGAGAUGUUCCACCAGGGGGAAGCAUCAGUCCUGCGCUACCAUAAAGCUCUGCUACUGAUGGAGGGCUUGUCUCUGCUGCUCACUGAACAGGAUGACAUCCUCAGUGUUAGCAAAUGUAAGGAGUGCAUUGAACGCCGCCUCACAGCUUUGCAGUCAGGACUCUGUGUUUGAGAGUCCCACGCUGCUUCUUGGAGUGUGGAUAUGAUGUCAGUCAUUUUUGCACCCUGCACAUUACCAAGGAACCAAAUCUCCACCCACAAUACAUGGUUGUCAGUUAGAACUUUUCCAGUUUUCACUAGAAAACCACAAGAUCUCACUUUUCACUGAACCUCCAGAGUCUGUGCUCUCUGAACGCCUCGCCGUUCACGUCGAGUUUUGCUCAGAGGCAGUGACAUCCCCAAUGCUGAACUUGGACCAGUGUUGGACAUGAAGCACUUGUGCUGUGAAAGAAUGUCUGCACCCUUGUCUGUGUGAGAGGACUUUGCUCCUGGCACGGAGAAUGGUAUUUUUUGCUAAGAAGAAGAUUCCCCUCACUAGGCGUAACACAUGCAGGAGCAAUUAUUGCCAAGUAGUCAUGCACCCACAUGCAGUGCUUAUCUAAAUAUAAACACAUUGCAUUGUAAGAUGGACAAAUAUACAUGCUACAAGUUUGCUGUAGGCAAAUCUAUAGACAAAAUCUUUUACCACGAUCAGUAGCUGGAAGGGAAGUACAGUAUCUGCUGUACACCUACAUAAGGACAUUUACUGAUGAAGACCAGGAAUGGCCAAGUAUCAUUCUCAUCAAAUGUAUGUUUGUCUUAUUCCCUUUAUUUGCUUUGCUGGGUUUAUUUUAUCUGUUUUUUAAAAUCUAAUUGUUACUUGCUUGCUGAAGGGAAGUAUUGUUACAGCUGGCAGCCAGAAGCGCAUAUAGGCACUAUUACACAACUGUUGCCAAAAUGACUUUAAAAAUGUAGUUUUUGUUCUUGUGUUACGUUUUAUUUUUGAUUCACUGCGGGUAACUAUGCUGGUUUGGAAAAAAAUCCCUGUGGUUGACACUUUACUGAUUCUAUACUUGCAAAGACCAAGUCCCCUCAGUGAAACAAUGACGUAGUAGGGAUUUAAUUUUUUUUAAACGGUGGCAGGUGUUAAAUCAACAGGUAUGGGUCCAGAAAACACUCACUACCCCACUGCUACAUGGAAUAUAUAGCUUUUAAUUCAUGGGGGACUGAAACUGGUCUGUCAGCAUCCCUGAUCACAAUCAUGUUAAAGAUGCUGCAAUAACUUGUGAUGUAUUUUUCAGGUAUACAGAAGCUUAGGUGCUGCUGUUGCUGGUUAUCUCAUCACAAGAUUCCAUAUUCUGUCUUUAUAUGUUUUACCUAUCAAUAAUGGUGGAGUUUAGCAAGUAUAAUCAAAUUUGAAUGUAGGGCUGACAGGAGAGAGACAUCGUAAAUAUUAGCCAAUGUUAGAUGACUAACAUGUAGACUGAUCCCAGGGUCUAACGUCUGAAUGUUUUUGCACUGUUGAAGUACUGUAUAGAACGAUCUUGAGUGGAACAUGCUAAACAUGUUCAGUUUUUGUAGAUACCUAGACAGAUUUGGCUUAUUUAGAGAUUUCUAAUUCAAUACUUUUAGUGCUAUUUUAAUUUAGUGUUAUAGUUACUGUCAAAAGGUAUGUAUGUUAGAUGUGCAAAUGCUGACAAAGAGAUGGUAUAAGCUAUGAAACCUUAGAAAGAUUUCUUUAUGGAAAAAAAGGAAAAGAAAAAAUGCUUUACACUGAAAAAAAAGAUUUGCAUUGAUUGUGUUGUGUUUUAUUUCAGAGUAGUCAGUGGGUGGCAAUUGUGUUUGAUUUUGAAAAGUGAUGUGUUGAUUUGGAGUGCUAGUUGAAAAUGUGUAUUUUACCUGAAAUAUUUCUGCAUAGAUAAUAAUGACCUUAGCCAUAUAUCCCAACAGGAUCCCUUAACUCCCCUAAAUUGUGGGUCAAUGUAAUGGGUCAACUUCCACUUAAGAAGUUUAUGUGCAUGCAUGCAUGCAUGUGUAAAGUGGUGUUGUUUGAGGUGUUAAUGGAAAGUGGGAUUUGUUCAGUACAGAACCAAUGACAUUGCUUUGUAACAAGAUGGGAAUGAUGUGAUUUAGAAUCCACCUGACUGCGUGGAUGUGUACACAUGAAACAAAAUCCACUGAAAAUCAAGGGUUCCAUUUGUGUAACCUACUACUAGGCCCAGGACUACUCUUUUCCCUGAGGUGUAUUUUCCUUUGUCAAUUUUUAAGUUAAUUUAGAUGGUGAACAAACGCAUAUUUUAGAGUAAUAUGGCGUUGAUGUGGUCAUGGCUGAAGAUAGUUAUUGCUGAGAUCAUGAAGCCAGUAUGGUAGCUCUGUCAGCAGAACAGAAUGGAGAGUUUUUUUCUAGUGAAGAUUUAUUUGAAUAUACAUGAUGUGUAUUUGCUUUGUGGCCUUUUGUCUUUUGUCAGUGAACUUUGUCCGAAGUUUUCUUUGACAUUACUCUACCGAGAACAUUAUGUGUAUGUAUAUAAUGUUUGUUUGAGUGUACAUUCCUGAUAUCAGCUCAUCCACAGAUGUCUCUACACAUGCUGUUCUGUUCAGUCAGUAGUCUCAAAACAUGAUACAGGUAGCAGAGAGUGAUGACCUCUUACCUUUUACAAAACUGAUGCAUGUGUCACUUUUUAUUGUUCCUUACAGUCAUUGCUAUUAGCCAUCUUAAUGAUGAUUAUCUUGGGUAGGAGUCAAAAACACCAUAAAGGUUUUGUGCAGCAGUUGAAACAAUGAAAGAAUACAGUGGUAGAGAACAGCAGCUCGGUGUAGGACGUUCAGAGGCAGUGCCCUAUGACAAGCACUAUCCACUCUGCUGAAGUGUCCUUGAGCAAGAUACUAACUCCCUACCAGCUCUCCGGCUACCAUUCAAAGUAUCACAUGACAAUAAAAUGAAAAGUAACCAUCAUGAAGAUGUAGUCCUUGCUAUGUGCACUCCCAAAGUAGACCUAUCAUUGAUUUGGAUUACUCUUUUUGUAUGUUUGCAAAGAACAUACCUGAAUGUUUUCAUUUUGCGUUUUUCACUUUACUAAUUCUGUAUUACCUGUAAAUAUUGUAAAUUAAGUUAUUGUUGUUAUUGUAUACAGUAUGACGCUGCAGGCAUGGAGAGACCAGAACCAUAGCACCUAUACAUUUCCAAAGAAUAGGCCUUCUGCUGAUCUUCCAUAUUGUCUCUGUCGCAAAAGCAUUUUAAUGUUGUCAUAUCUAUGACAGACACACUAUCUCAGCGUCUCUGUGUGUGAUAUAACCUUUACUGUUUGAGAGUUGCAACAUGAAUAAAGUGAAAGGACAGGUAA